This is a messenger RNA of Triticum urartu, 1216 nucleotides long. The record is from RefSeq and is a predicted model, not a curated record. NCBI's taxonomy places the organism in Eukaryota, Viridiplantae, Streptophyta, Magnoliopsida, Poales, Poaceae.
CUCUAGAUAGCUGCGUGCCCCAUCCGCCAUCCGCCAUGGCCGAGAUCAACAAUGACGCCGCAGAGGAAGGAGACGGGCAGCUCCUGUCCACGCUCCCGAAGAAGGAAGGGAUGUGGAAGCCAUUCUUCCUCUACCGAGGCUGCUGGCUCACACCCCGGACCGUGACGAGCAUCACGCUCCUGCAGUCCCAGUUCGCCCCGCGCCCCGACGACGUCGUCCUCGCCACCUUCCCCAAGUGCGGCACCACCUGGCUCAAGGCGCUCGCCUUCGCCGUCGCCAACCGCUCCCGACACCCCGCCGGCUCCGGCGCCCACCCGCAGGACCUCGUGCCGUCCCUCGAGGUGCCCCACCGCGACGUCCACCCGGUCGCCGGCCUCGACAAGCUCCCCUCCCCGAGGCUCCUCUCCACCCACAUGCCGCCGUCGCUGCUGCCCCCGGGCAUCUCGGCCCUCGGCUGCCGCGUCGUGUACCUGUGCCGGGAGCCCAAGGACGUGUUCGUCUCCAGCUGGCACUACAUGAACAGGGUGAGCGCCGACUUCUCCCCCGACAUGGACGCCACCUUCGAGCUCUUCUGCGAGGGGUUCUCCCUGUACGGCCCUCUCUGGGAUCACGUCCGCGGGUACUGGGAGCAGAGCGUGGCGGAGCCCGACAGGGUUCUCUUCCUCAAGUACGACGACAUGAUGGCCGACGCAGGUAAGCACCUCAAGAUGCUCGCCGAGUUCCUCCGCGCCCCGUUCACUGACGAGGAGGUCAGCGGCGGGGCCGUGGAGGACGUCGUGGCCCUGUGUAGCUUCGAGAAUCUGAAGAGCCUGCCGGUCAACUCCUCAGGAGUGUCCGAUCGGAUCGGUGGCUUGCCCAUGGAGAAUUCGUCCUACUUCCGGGCUGGGAAGGUGGGAGACUGGAAGACACACUUGACUGAGGAGAUGGCAAAGAAGCUGGACUGCAUCGUUGAAGAGAAGCUGAGAGGUUCUGGUCUCACCUUCUGACGUGUGAUUGCGUCUCUUUAAUUUGAUGGCCACAGAGGUCUUCUACUGCAGAGCUGAAUUACAUACUCGCAUGAACAUGUAUCCGUGUUCAAAUUCGACGAUGCGAUGCAUAAAUAAGUUGUUAAUGAAUGAUACGCACACUUACGUGUAUUUGAGAAAUUUUUUUGCAUAAAUCAGUUGUUGCCGUGUGUUUGUUUAUGCUACUUGAGAAGAGUUCAUGGAAGUGAAAA